CCAGGUCUCUAGUCUGACAAUCAAACUAACUCACCAUGUUCAAACUCCUGCUUGUCUGCGCCCUUGCCGCCCUGGUGGCCGCCAACGAGAAUGCCGAGGUCAAGGAGCUGGUCAACGAUGUGAACCCCGAUGGCUUCAACACCAAGGUGGUCCUCGACAAUGGAGUGGCCUCCUCUGCCACCGGCGAUGUCCACGGAAACAUCGAUGGCGUCUUCGAGUGGAUUUCCCCCGAGGGCGAGCACGUCCGCGUCAGCUACAAGGCCGACGAGAACGGAUACCAGCCCCAGAGCGACCUCCUGCCCACUCCCCCACCAAUCCCAGAGGCCAUCCUCAAGGCCAUCGCCUACAUCCAGGCCCAUCCCAGCAAGGAAUAAGCGAUCGACACGACUAGGACCCAACUACGAACCGGAGGAGCCCUGCCCUCUAACCCUUAGAAUUUAAACAGCAUGCUGACUUAAUAAGUUUGACUAUCGAGUCGUGAAAUAAAUUCGA
Drosophila rhopaloa is the source of this 492-nucleotide messenger RNA. It is a transcript of the gene Lcp4, whose product is annotated as larval cuticle protein 4. Lineage: Eukaryota; Metazoa; Arthropoda; Insecta; Diptera; Drosophilidae. The transcript is spliced from 2 exons. The coding region runs from base 36 to 374 and encodes 112 amino acids. Gene Ontology annotation, molecular function: structural constituent of chitin-based larval cuticle. The record is from RefSeq and is a predicted model, not a curated record. Gene Ontology annotation, cellular component: chitin-based extracellular matrix.